Impatiens glandulifera is the source of this 879-nucleotide messenger RNA. Its product is annotated as phosphatidylinositol transfer protein 3-like. The transcript is spliced from 6 exons. Lineage: Eukaryota; Viridiplantae; Streptophyta; Magnoliopsida; Ericales; Balsaminaceae. The record is from RefSeq and is a predicted model, not a curated record. Gene Ontology annotation, molecular function: phosphatidylinositol transfer activity. Bases 31 to 864 code for a protein of 277 amino acids.
UUCUCUCUCCCUCUCUCAGUUGGCAUCAUCAUGUAUGGAAUGUCGAUCUUCCGGGGGAGAAACUCUGAGAAAAAGCUGGAUGAUGAUUCUUCUAGAUUUGCAAAGGUUAGUGAAUUAAGGGAUGCCCUUGGUCCUCUAAACGGUAGGACCUUACAAUACUGCAAUGAGGCAUGCCUUAAGAGAUAUCUUGAAGCCCGAAACUGGAAUGUCGAUAAGGCAAAGAAAAUGCUUGAAGAAUCAAUCAAGUGGAGGGCCACUUACAAACCGGAGGAAAUCAGAUGGCAUGAAGUUGCACAAGUCGGUGAGACCGGACUUAUCUCCAAGGCAAAUUUCCAAGACCGGGAUGGUAGGUCUGUCCUUAUAAUGAGGCCAGGAAUGCAGAAAACAAAAGCAGGAGAAGGAAAUCUUCGGCAUCUGGUGUAUCUAUCAGAGAAUGUUAUCCUAAACCUCCCUGAAGAUAAAGAACAAAUGACAUGGCUGAUUGAUUUUACUGGAUGGACAAUGAACACUAACGUCCCGAUUUCAGUUGCAAGAGAUAUCAUUAACGUUCUACAGAAUCAUUAUCCUGAAAGGCUUGGUGAAGUUAUCCUUUACAAUCCACCUAGAAUCUUUGAGGCAUUUUGGAAGGCAGUGAAGCUGUUUGUUGAUGCCAAAACAUCCAAGAAAAUGAAGUUUGUGUACCCAAAACGAAAAGACUGCGAAGAAGUUAUGAAUUCAUCUUUUGAUAUUGAAAGCCUUCCAGUUGAGUUUGGGGGGAAAGUUCACCUGAAAUAUAAUCAUGAAGAGCUUUGCAGAGAAAUGGCUAUGGAGGAUGUUAAGACUGCUAAAUUUUGGCAGAUCGACCCAGUUCUAAUCACAGCUUAACCAUUUAUAAUAUUA